Messenger RNA from Aspergillus tanneri, 333 nucleotides. Its product is annotated as CTAG/PCC1 family protein. The transcript has 2 exons. Lineage: Eukaryota; Fungi; Ascomycota; Eurotiomycetes; Eurotiales; Aspergillaceae. The record is from RefSeq and is a predicted model, not a curated record. Bases 1 to 333 code for a protein of 110 amino acids. Gene Ontology annotation, cellular component: EKC/KEOPS complex.
AUGGCCUCCGAGUUCCCCUACACGCUAACAAUCUCCAUCCCCCUACCGACUUCUCGACUAGCGUCUUCCGCUCUUCGUGCCAUCGAAGUCGACGCCGAGCUUUCACCUUUUGUCCGUCGCGAAAUGGCACUGAAGUUGCCCACGAUGACUGAUCUGCCGGGAAUGGUGUCCGAAUUCGCCCCUGCCAUCCUGGAGACAACGUACCACGCGACCACGAAUCGGAUGCUACGUGUUGCGGUGAACGGGUUCAUGGAGAGUCUGGGUGUUGUGCUCACGGUUAUGGAGGAGUUGGAUGUGGAUGUGUUAAAGGCAGAGGAACUGGAUAAAAAAUGA